UCGGCUUCCCUCCCCCUCUCUUUCUAGAUCUGGUCACUUGAACCGCUUGAACCACCAUCGGACCGGACUAGUGGCCGGUUCCCGGUGUCCAGGCUGAAUAUUAAAACCUGGUGACUUACAUUCAUAAUUACGAUGCUUCAAACUUCAAAGAUUCUCCAAAAUUCUUUUGAAGGAUAUUUAUGUUCGAGACCAGUCCUUCUGUUACAUUAUAUACGACCGAGUUUCACAUAGGUUCUCGAUAUUUUCUUCUUCUUGCUGAUAAGUCUAACACGACACCAUUUUGCAUUUCGUAUGUUUAAAAACCCAUGGCAUGAAACUUCUCUCUUUGCUUGAGUCCUCAACUUAUGAUCUUCAUAGAAUCAGAUUCUUCCCGCCAAAUCUCCAUUUCAAACCAAGCCCUUUUUUAGUAAUCUUCACUCAAAACUACAGAAAUUCUUCAUAUCAGUUCCAUCCAUUGAUGCAAAUCAAUGCAUCUCCCUCCGUUAGUAGGUGCAGAGCUUCAAUGCCAGUUCCCGAUCAAACCCAGUUUCGGGAUUUCAAGACAGUGCUUUUCCUUUGCUUUAGCACUCUUCAAAUCUGUGCCAGGAUGGGAUUUCUUUCUGAACGCAAACAAAUACACGCGCAUCUGUUCAAGUUUGGAUUAUAUAAUGUGCUUUCCUUGCAAAAUCAGGUCUUGCAUGCGUAUUUCAAGUGUAUGGAAAGUUCAGACGCGGAGAAGGUGUUUGAGGAAUUGCCCGUGAGAAAUGUAGUAUGUUGGAACAUUUUGAUUCGUGGUAUUUUUGACUGUGGUGUUUGCCAUGGCUUGAAUCCAUGCUUGGUGUUUUCUUAUUUUAAAAGGAUGAUGAUGGAAGCGGCUGCUCCUGAUUAUAUCACAUUUAACAGUAUGAUUGGCUUUUGCGUUCAGUUGAAUGAUAUUGACAUGGGCACACAAUUGCACUGUUUCACGUUGAAACUGGGAUUUGAUCUGGAUUGCUUUGUGGGCAGUGCUCUUGUUGAUUUAUAUGCAAAAUGUGGCUUAGUAGAUAAUGCAAGAUUGGUUUUUAGUUGUGUUGGGUUUAGAGAUUUGGUUAUGUGGAAUGUGAUGAUCUCAUGCUACGCCUUGAAUUAUUUACCUCAGGAGGCAUGUGCCAUUUUCAACUUGAUGAGAUUGGAAGGAGUAAAAGGGGACGGGUUCACAUAUAGUAGUACAUAUAGUAUAAGUUCAUGCGUUGCUUCUGAAUGUUAUGAUUUUGGAAGGCAGAUUCACAGUCUUAUCCUUAAACAGUCAUUUGAUUCUGAUGUUUUAGUGGCCACUGCUCUGAUGAACAUCUAUGCAAAACAUGAAAACAUAACCGAUGCACUACUGGUUUUCGACAAGAUGGCAAUUCGAAAUGUGGUGUCUUGGAACACCUUAAUUGUUGAGUGUGGAAAGCAUGGGCAUGGAAAUGAGGUCAUGAAGCUUCUUAGAAACAUGCUACGUGAAGAAACUCACCCUGAUGACUUGACUCUUUCCAGCACCAUUAGUUCAUGUGGGUGUGCUUCAGCCAUUACUGAAACCAAGCAAGCUCAUGCUCUUUCAAUCAAAUCAGGACUUGAAGAGUCUAUAUCUGUUGGCAAUUCUUUGUUAACUGCAUACUCCAAGUGCGGCAUUAUUGCUUGUGCAUAUACAUGUUUCAGCUCAAUCAUACAACCUGAUCUUAUCUCAUGGACUUCAAUGAUAAAUGCAUACGCAUUUCAUGGUCUUGCCAAAAAAGCUAAUGAGACAUUCGGGAAGAUGUUAUCUUGUGGGAUAAAACCAGACAAAAUAUCUUUUCUUGGUGUUCUCGCUGCUUGUGCUCAUUCUGGGCUUGUAAUCAAGGGCCUUCAUUACUUUAAAGUAAUGACCGAGGUGUACCAGAUCGAGCCUGAAACAGAGCACUAUGCCUGCAUAGUGGACCUUCUUGGAAGAUGUGGGUAUAUACAUGAGGCUUUUGAGUUGUUGAGGUCCAUGCCAAUAGAACCAGAGGGAAACACAUUAGGAGCUUUUAUUGGAUCUUGCAAAGUACAUGAACAGAUGGCUCUGGCUAAAUGGGCUGCAAAGAAGCUGAUGAUGAUAGAGCCAAAGAAAAGUGCGAACUACACUGUGAUGUGUAAUAUUUAUGGUUGUUACAGGCGUUGGGGUGAAGUGGAAAGGUUACGCAGAAAGAUGGAGGAAAGGGGCAGCUCAAAGGUCAGAGGUGGUAGCUGGAUAGAGAUUGGUGAUGAGGUAAGUUUCUUUGUGUCUUGUGAUAGAUCUCAACCCUGAAGCUCUAGAAGUGUAUGCUAUGUUAAUAAUGGUUAGUACAAUGAAAGAAGAUGCCAUUUUGGUUGUGUGAAGCUGGGAAAAUUGUUAGAAUACACCCUUCAACUUCAACUUCAACUUCAACUGAUAUAAUUAUAUUUCGUAAGACAACUAAUUUUAGUUACUUGUAAUGGUAAACGAUCAUUUCAAAAACUAUUUCUGAAGCACUUUUUUAAUCUUUAUUUUGGAGGAUCCUAACUCAUCAAAAGGUGUCACCUCAAAUUGACUUGAUUAUUUUUUAAAGUAAGAUGUAACUAACGGUGA
This is a messenger RNA of Prosopis cineraria, 2563 nucleotides long. RefSeq names its product pentatricopeptide repeat-containing protein At2g46050, mitochondrial. NCBI's taxonomy places the organism in Eukaryota, Viridiplantae, Streptophyta, Magnoliopsida, Fabales, Fabaceae. Gene Ontology annotation, biological process: RNA modification. The record is from RefSeq and is a predicted model, not a curated record. Gene Ontology annotation, molecular function: protein binding; RNA binding.